GCGAUGGUCCAGGCGUAAUGGCGACUGCUGAAACAGCAGACUCGGGAUCAACAGUCCCGACAGAUAUAAGGACUCAGUUCUGGAGGAGAGCUCUGCAGCGAGGGGCCAGCAGCAUUCGGAAAAUGGCCCCUGCAGAGUUGCCUGGUUCUUCAAGCACAACUCAAAGUAUGAAGAAGACCAUCGGGCACCGGGGUGUUGAAACCACCACCGGAGAGACCACGUACAAAAAGACCACGUCAUCUGCCCUAAAGGGAGCAAUCCAAUUGGGCAUUGCUCACACAGUUGGCAGCCUAAGCCAAAAGGCAGAACGAGAUGUUCUCAUGCAGGACUUUGUGGUGGUUGAAAGCAUCUUCUUUCCCAGUGAAGGGAGUAACCUGACCCCUGCCCAUCACUACAGCGACUUCCGCUUUAAGACCUACGCUCCUAUUGCUUUCCGAUACUUCAGAGAAAUGUUUGGCAUUCGGCCAGAUGACUACCUGUAUUCCCUGUGCAAUGAGCCUCUAAUCGAGUUAUCAAACCCAGGAGCCAGUGGAUCCAUCUUCUACGUUUCUAGUGACGAUGAGUUUAUCAUCAAGACAGUUCAACACAAAGAGGCAGAAUUUCUUCAGAAGCUCUUACCAGGUUAUUUCAUGAAUAUAAACCAAAACAAGCGCACCCUGCUGCCUAAAUUCUAUGGACUGUACUGCGUUCAGGCCGGGGGAAAGAACAUCCGCAUUGUUGUGAUGAAUAACCUUCUUCCCCGGAUCAUUCCCAUGCACCUAAAAUACGACUUGAAGGGCUCCACCUACAAGAGACGGGCCUCUCCUAAGGAAAGAGAAAAGGCUGUUCCUACUUACAAAGACCUGGAUUUUAUCCAGGACAUGCCUGACGGUUUGCUGCUGGAAGCUGACAACUACAAUGCCCUAUGCAAGACUAUUCAGAGGGACUGCUUGCUUCUGCAGAGUUUCAAGAUCAUGGACUACAGUUUGUUGAUGGGCAUCCACAACAUGGAUCAAGCAAGUCGAGAGCGUGAGCGUAGCGGAGGUAAUUCAGGGGACAGCGUGGCCCUGGAAGGUCCAGUGACUCCUGAUCAGCGUCGACCACAAGCCCAGAAGAGUUUGUACUGUACCGCCAUGGAGUCCAUCCAGGGCGAAGCUCGAGGAAAAGGAGCUCUGGAUUCAGAAGACCAUGUGGGAGGAAUUCCUGCUCGCAAUGUGAAAGGAGAGAGGUUACUCAUUUACAUUGGCAUUAUUGACAUUCUCCAGUCCUACAGGUUUAUUAAGAAGUUGGAACACUCCUGGAAAGCGCUGGUCCAUGAUGGGGACACCGUUUCAGUUCACAGACCUGGUUUCUAUGCGGAACGUUUCCAGCAGUUUAUGUGCAACACAGUUUUCAAGAAAAUUCCACUUAAGCCGUCACCCUCUAAAAAGAGUCGCGGUGGAGGUCAGGGAGGGCUCAGACGAGCCCCCACUUUGGUGGGUCCCACUCCACUCUCCCACACAGCAGGACAGUCUGCUGGUGACUCCAGACUAGUCUAUCACAGCCAUUUUAAAAGCACAGAGUCAGAGGCUGAGACCGGUGUUCAGUCAGACAAACCAGAUCUGGUUCCUCGGACUCCUCCGCCAGCAGACAAUCCGGCUGAUGCUGAGGCCAAUCUAUCCACCUCGUCUCUAGGCAGCACAGGAGCAGGCUCUGCCUCUCCUCCGCUACGGUCCGUUGGAGUAGAAGUACACAAAUCGGCAAACACAGAUCAUGAUCAAGGAACCUCCCACAGUUUGGGGGCGGAAGGGGCCGCUGAUAAUUCAACCAACCUGUCUGGAAAUGAAGAGGUAGUUUCUCUCUCCGACAUCAUCCCAGAGACUAACAUCUGUUUUUGAAAAAGAACAAAAAAAAAAAUCACCCAAACAAACCCGGCCACAUCUAUGAAGAUGAGGCGCUUCUGGAUGCGACGAGGUGGUUGGAAGUAAGAUCAACAUGAAUGAAAGUCAUCUGUCCAAGACACCCCUCCUUAGCACCUGUGUUAUUUAGUCAACCUUCAAUAUGGACUCGAGCCGCUCCGUGGUCAACAAGGAGAGCUGUAAUGAAAAGAAGUGGACGGCUUCAGUGCUUCACAGGCUGUGUGUUCACGUUUGAACACACAGCCUGGACAGCUGUUUGUCCACAGCUGUCCCAGAGAAAAGCUCCGGUCACUUGUGUAUUGUAAUGAAGCAAGCCCUCCUUUCUGUUGUAGACAAAAGAGAUGUGAUUGUGCAGAUAAUCCAGCAGAAGCACACUGAGCUCAGAGCACAUGAAGGGCAAACCUCUGUGGAAUGAGGGAGCAAAUGGGCUCUUAAUAUGCGACAUCACAUCCUCUGUACCUCUGAUCAGUAAAGACUCUCUGAACUGACAAUGGAGUUAAUAGAAACCAUUCAAUCAACACUUGCUGCUUGACUCCACAAUCACAUAUGCAUUUCUUCCCUAUUGUUAUCUGUGUACAGUAUUUGUAUGGAAUCGGAGCAAGAGGCUGCAGCCGGUCAGGUCGAACCAAACCUGAGGACAUAAGUUUAGUUUCAUGUUUUAAAUUAUUCUUGUAGUUAUUCAGUGGUACUAUCAAGACAUUUGCCACUGAUGAAUGUAUUUUUACAUUCUUCUGAAGUAGAAUCGGUCUUACCACAUUUAUAACAACCUGAAAAUCCUCCCAGUUCUGAUGUGGCCACUAGGGUCGCACCGAUUGCUGGUCAACCGAUCUUUAAAAAGUCUGAUCUCCCUAUUCAGAAUACCGAUUUUUUUAUUAUUAUUAUUAUUUUUUUAUUUUUUAUUUUCUUAAACGUUCCUAAAUAUAGCAACAACGUUCUUAAGUUAGUAACAGUGGGUGGCUAAUGGGCGGGUCUGACAGUCAGUCCUCUCACAGCAGAGCAAAAUGGGAAAGUGGUUGAUUUUCACACCUUUGUGGAGAUCGAUAAGAUUGGUGGAGAAGGUGGGUUUCUCAUAUAAACAUUGGUAAUAAAAUUGAGGCUGAUGUAUUGUUGCGCCCCUAGUGGCCAGAUAUGCUGAAGUAGGAAUGACUACAGAGCAAAGUGUUUGCAUCCUGGCUGGAUGGUAGAUGCUGGUAAAUUAAUGUUUUUUAUAUAUAUAUAUAGAAUUGUAGUCAUUUUUAAGUUAUUGUCUACCUGUCAUGUCUGUGCCUUGUGCGUUUUUCUUUGACUUUUUUAUGUAUAGCUGAUAUUGUUGAAGGUUAGUGCUAUAGUUGCACACAGAACCUGCCUUAUCACUACUGCUGAUGUUCAUCAAACUGCCAUUUGUAUGUCCUAACUAACCAGUCAGUUGUGAGGGUUUACAAGAGUUUCAGAUUUUAAUGCAAACACUAACACCAGUUGCCAGUGCGGUUGAUUUUUGUUUCUCCUGACUUCAAACAGGAGCCAUUUCUGCUGGUUACAGAAAUGACAGUGAGUCUUAGACCAAUAUUACUAACCGUGAGUUGAUGGGGGACUUUUUGAAAUGAGGGUCUGUUAAAAGGUUGCAAGCAGUAAAUAACUUGCCUGCAGCAGAUAACUGCCUUGGCAUCUUUAUUUAGUAUAAAUCCAGAUUAGUUGGUCGGAGAGGUUGAAGCUAAGGGCUUGUCUGAGAGGAUCCAAGAGCAAAGAGGAUUUCUUUAAAGGUCUUAAAACAGCUACAAUCUAAAAAAUAUUAAAGACUCGUCUAGACUUUAUGAGAAUUUGUUGGGUGUGAAUUUGUAGAGGAAGUGUGCCUAAGCAUUUUUAAUUAGUUGUAUGUUUUUCAUGUCAUAUUAUGUUAGCUCAUCUACAGCUCAUAAUUUCUGAUACAGUUUAGACUGUAAUGAAGUUUUAUUGACUCGAUCACAGUUAUUGUCAGCAGGGGAUGAUGAGGAAGUAAAAUUAAAACAUUAAAAUCCCCUUAGCUGUAUUGGAACUGAAACAAAAGGUUGGCAUUUACAACAACAAAAUGCCUCUGGAAUUUUUUACAAUUACUCCAUUACGUUAACUUUUUAAUGACUUUAUAUGCGAUAUAAAGUGUACUCACUUUAUUGCUAAAAAUCAUGUUGUUGUUUUUUUUGUUUUGUUUUGUUUUUGUACACAACAAACAGCCAGGAUAAAAUACAAAGUACCAGAAAAUCUGAGGGAAAAUAUUCUGGGUUUCAAUCAAAACAUCUAUGUGAACGCUACUUUAAUAACAUUCAUUAAUGAUGCAAGAAAUCAGACACUAAAUUAUCUGAUAUACGUCACGUUUACUGCUUGUAACCCUCAAAAGAACCUGAUUCAAAAAUCCUGAAGAUUAAUGCAUUUUAAAAGCCUUAGUGUUUGUACACAACAAAUUUGGUUUCCUUUAUUGUUUGGAACAAUGAUGUUUAUUCAUGUUUAGAACAUGAAUGAAGCUACUGAUGCAGUUAAUGUUAGUUUUCAGAAGGGACUUCUGUUGCAGAAAUUAGAUUUACUACCUAGUGACUGUAGCAAAACUUGCCAUCGUCUCAUUUCCUGUUAUUGUCUGAAGCAUGUGCUCUAUGCAGCCGUGAGGGAGCAGGAGAAACUAAUCAAGAGAAGCAAAAUGGUCAUGUUCGUUCAUGCACAGAGUUGAGGGUGGAGGUGUAAGUCUUUUGUAUUCAUGGCACCAAAGAGAGAAGCAGAGCGGACCCAUGAAGAGUGCGCCUGAGUUGAAGAAUGUGUGAUCCACUCCUACUUGGAUUUAUGUGUUUUUUACAUGAUAACACAGAGGUGACCUGUGUUUUAAGGGUUUAUGAUGAAACUGGAUGUUUGUUUUCCUCCUGAACCAUUUCAUUUCUGAAAUGCUGAAUCUAUUGUGAAUCCAGUAGAUUUUUUUAAACUGUUUUUCUUUAUCAUACAGUUGAAUUUAUAGUCUUGAGACAUUUCAUAUGAUAAUUCCACAUUCCUGUAAAACUUCUAUAUACUACAGCUGUGGUAGCGCUUUAGGACCUGCUAUUUCCCACCGUUGUGUUCCGUGGAUGAUGUGCUUCAAGUAUUUAUGCUGAAAUGUUAAAUAUUAACCAUUUGAAACACAUCUGUUUAGUUGCAUCGGCUGAGAGUCAGACAGCAACCAAAUUAACACUCCAAAUGUCUGAUUCUGAUUUGAGAAGAAGUUCAUAUUGUGUUUUCCACAACUGUUUAAUGUGUUUUUUUUGUUGUUGUUUUGUUUUUUUUUUUUUUUUUUUUUUUUUUUUUUUUUUGCUGUUUCUUAAAAUCUGUGGUUGUUAGGUUCGGGAUGAAGAACAAAUCUGAGAUUUUCUACCACACUAUGGCACAAUAGAAACAUCCUUUGGUGCUCUGAGGAUGCAGGCAGGUGUAGACACUACAAAGCUGAAGUAAUGCAAUACGAACUGCAAUCUGCCACCUCUCAGCCCUGUGGGGUUUAUUUAUUUACGCGUUCGAUUGUUGUAGGCCGAGAUGAUGAAAGGUUAUUUACUGUUGAUGAUUGUAAACUGACUGAAGGAUGUCUGGAACUUUAUAGCUUUUAAUGCCUAUAAAGGGAGACGAUUUGACAAUUUCACAUUUUAUAUUUCUUGUUUAAAUUGUGAUACAAUAUUCUCUCCAUGAUGUUUCUGGCUCUUCCAUUGUUUUUCUACAUGAAUGUUUCAAACGGCUUACGAGCCAGUGUUGCUGGCUGUCCUAUAUGCUUCAAUUACUAUAUUUUUACGGUGUAUAAAUGUGCAUAUGUACAUAUAAGUCACGGAAAUGCCUUCUCAUACAACAUGAACUGCCUGUUCUCCUGCCAUCUUUCAGUUACAGUAUGUGGUGGUGAUGUUUUUAUGUCUGAUUUGAAGGAUUAAACAUAUUUUCUAAAUCUGU
Molecule: messenger RNA, 5777 nt
Organism: Poecilia latipinna (sailfin molly)
Lineage: Eukaryota; Metazoa; Chordata; Actinopteri; Cyprinodontiformes; Poeciliidae
Gene: pip5k1ab
Product: phosphatidylinositol-4-phosphate 5-kinase, type I, alpha, b
Exons: 17
Coding region: 18-1856 (612 amino acids)
Biological process (GO): phosphatidylinositol phosphate biosynthetic process
Cellular component (GO): plasma membrane
Molecular function (GO): 1-phosphatidylinositol-4-phosphate 5-kinase activity
Source: RefSeq, a predicted model, not a curated record